Diaporthe batatas is the source of this 4955-nucleotide messenger RNA. Its product is annotated as translation initiation factor 2. Gene Ontology annotation, biological process: translational initiation. Gene Ontology annotation, molecular function: GTPase activity; GTP binding; translation initiation factor activity. NCBI's taxonomy places the organism in Eukaryota, Fungi, Ascomycota, Sordariomycetes, Diaporthales, Diaporthaceae. The record is from RefSeq and is a predicted model, not a curated record. The transcript is spliced from 3 exons. Bases 108 to 3449 code for a protein of 1113 amino acids.
CGCGGAGCCGGGCGCGAGCUGUUCUGCUGUGCAGUCUCGCUGACGACAGAGCAACUCACCCGCCUGGCGUAGCCUGCUUGCAAGCAACUGCAAGACUGUGCUCCAGCAUGUUGAGAAGCAAGGUCCAGAAGCAGGGCGGCUUCUACGUCUGCGCAUCAUGUCGACGACAAAACCUCCACAGCUUGACCCAACCGCGCUCUAGGGCCCCGACUUCAGGCCGCGCCCCCGCCCCCUCCGUCACGACCCUGAACGGCGUCCGUGGAUACACCUCAUAUGGCAAAUUCGGGUCAGGCACCUUGCCCGGUCAGGCAAAUGUCGACUGGGCAAGGACGGCCCCGCCGCCGGUCUUUGGAGGAAAGAAACCAGGCAUCUUCCAAGGCGGCAAGAUAACACCGGCCAAACCCACGUCCAUGUCAGGGAACAAACCUGCCGCUGCUGGGGGAGGACCUGUGUCAGGUACUCCAGGGCAACCGAGCCCAGCAGCAGAUCCCCCAAGAGCCGCUACAACACAAGGCGACAACAUUGCUCAGGAUAGAUGGCGACCAACGGAGCAGAAGCCUUUCAGCCCCCCGGGCCGGAUCGGUUCUGCCAACAGGAUCCCAAUGCGAUCUGCGACGGGGACCAGUGCGAUGGGCAACUACAAUCCCGGGUCGAGUCCAGUUGCGCCAGUUACACCAGCGCUGAGAGGCAUGAAAGAGAACGUUCCGGGUCCUCCGCAAUCUGUGUCUGAUGCCCCCGCUACUGCGCAACGGCCAGAGUCUAGAGAUUCCGGUUUCUCGUCUCAAGGUUUCCCCAUUAGGAGAAGAGCAGCCGGGUCGGAGCCCCAGCGCAAAUCGCCUACGUACCCCCUCCUACGCCAAAGACCGCCAAAAGUAGAUGAGUUCGAAACUCUGAGCCCGUUCAAUCUACCCGGCGAGGGACAGCCCUUGUCGCCAAUUCCGACAAAAUCCCCCACUGAACAGGCAUCGACAACAAGCCCCUACCAAGGUUUGCCACCGAGGUUGCCAUCGGAAUCUGGCAGACCGGGCCGACCUUCCAUUUCGAACACGUCAUUUAGAGUGGGCAAACCUGUAGCAGAUCCGACCGAAACCGUCACCAGUUCCCGGACCGCGAGCCCUGGAGGCCCCGAAGGAGUGCCACUCAAAGAGCCUGCGUCGGGCUUGGGUAGCACGGGAAGCAGGCAAGCUUCGCAGUUACCAGACCCGGUCGACCAGUUCGCGAUGAUGCAGAGGGCGGCUGAAGCCUCCUCGGGUGACCAGCAAAGAAGCGGCGGGGAGAGUGAUUGGGGUCUUCCGGAGAGCGACAUGGCUUCCCCUGAAGAGCGCCAGGCCCUCAGGCGGCGCCAGAAUGCUGUCAGUCAGCGAGCACCCAGGAGGGAAGCACGCCCUGCCGGAAGAGAGAGCGAGUUUGACAGGGGCAUGCAACGACGCGACCGGGGCAGAAACGUCGAGCGAUUCGAAGACAGACCUAGGAAACGGCCAACCCAACGAAACAGGGGCUACGACGAGGACGAGGACGACGACAACGACACAGGAUUCGACUAUGAAGAGUAUCAGGCUCGCAAGCAAGCGGCCAACCGGCGUAAGGAGGAGAAGAGGGCUGCCAAGGAAGCUGAGGCCCCAAAGACCAUCUUACUGCCAGAGUACAUCACCGUCUUUGAUCUCUCACAGGCCCUUGGCGUCAGACCGGAGCAAUUCCUUCGCGAUCUAGGAGAACUUGGAUUCGAAAACAUACUUCAUGACAGCAUCAUGACCGGCGAAACCGCCGCGCUGGUUGCCGCAGAGUACGGUCUCGAUCCCGUCCUCGACACAGGCGACGAGAUAGACCUGAAGCCGCGACCCCCACCAGAGGAUCCGUCCACAUUGCCGCCCCGCCCGCCAAUCGUUACCAUCAUGGGUCAUGUCGACCAUGGCAAGACUACAAUGUUAGACUGGCUGCGCAAGUCAUCUGUUGCGGCACAAGAGCAUGGUGGCAUCACGCAACAUAUCGGUGCUUUCUCGGUUCGUCUCUCCUCGGGCAAGCUCAUCACCUUCCUGGACACGCCUGGACACGCCGCGUUCUUGAGUAUGCGGCAGCGUGGUGCCAACGUGACAGACAUCGUGGUCCUCGUCGUGGCGGUUGAUGACAGUGUCAAGCCACAAACUCUCGAGGCGCUCAAGCACGCCCAAAACGCAAAGGUUCCCAUCAUCGUGGCCAUUAACAAGAUAGACAUGGAUGAGAGGCGCAUCGACCAGGUCAAACAGGAUCUGGCAGCGAACGGCGUCGAGAUUGAGGACUUUGGCGGUGACGUGCAGGUGGUCGGCGUGAGCGGCAAGACGGGCAAGGGCAUGGAUGACCUCGAAGAGAACAUAUUGACCUUGUCCGAGAUCCUGGAUGUCCGCGCGGAGACGGACGGCAUGGCAGAGGGCUGGAUCCUUGAGACGAGCGUCAAGGUAGAUGGCAAGGUGGCGACCGUACUCGUCAAGCGCGGCACAAUACGCGUGGGCGAUCUAGUCGUCGCCGGGACCACGUACGCUAGGGUCAGGAUGAUGCGCAAUGAGGCUGGGGUUGAAGUCGAGGAAGCCGGACCGGGAACUCCAGUUGAGGUACUCGGGUGGAGGGAUUCGCCGGUGGCUGGAGACCUGGUCCUCCAGGCGGAGGACGAGGGCAGGGCUCAGGCUGCAGUUGAUUACCGGGAGGAGCUCGCGGACCGGGCAAAGGCUGCCACGCAGAAGGGGGAGGAGGAGCUGAAGAAUCGAGAGAAGGCCGAGCAGGAAGCUCUGGAAAAGAUGAUGGCUGAGGAUGGCGAGGACGCUGUCUCGGAAGAGGCGGAGCAAUCAGGGCCCAAGACAGUGAACACCAUUGUGAGGGGCGACGUGAUGGGCUCUGUCGAGGCCGUCUGCAACGCGGUCUUGGAGAUUGGCAACAACGAGGUGCACGCCCGAGUCCUGAGAUCCUCUCCUGGUCAGAUCAACGAGUCGGACAUCGACCUCAUGGCUGUGGCCAAGGGCUGCAUCAUCAACUUCAACAACCCCAUACCGGGCUAUAUCCAGAGCAUGGCGGAGGAAAAGGGCGUCCGCAUCCUCGAUCACACAAUCAUCUAUCACCUCGUCGAGGAUGUUAAAGAGAUGAUGUCAGAACAGCUGGCGCCGAUUAUCAGCCAGAAGGUGCUGGCCGAGGCCGAAGUCCUGCAGGUGUUCGCUAUCAACAUUGUAAAGCGGAAAUAUAAGAACAUCGCCGGUGUGAAGGUGAGGACGGGCACGCUGACGCGAGGCGGGAUGUACAGGGUGAUGCGGGAUGGGGAGAAGAUUUUUGAAGGCAAACUUGACGCCCUAAAGCAGGGAAAGAAGGACGUGAAGGAGAUGAGGAGAGGCACCGAGUGCGGUGUCUCGUUCGAGUCUUGGGACCACUUCGAGGCGGGCGACGUGAUCCAGCUGUACGAAGAGGUACAGCAAAAGAGGUACCUGUGAGUGGAGAACACACCACCAGGGCGAAUCCCAUAGAGGUCCGGGGCGUACAGAAUCUCGCUACUCGGGCAUCGAGCCGUGUAAGGAUGUGUGUUGCAAAAUGUACAUAAGAUGUAUAGGUAUUUACAUAGAUCAGGGUCUCGCUACAUGGCUAGAAACGGGUAUAAGAUGAAACCAAAGGCGCUGGCAGAUGAGCUGCGCUGCACAAGACGAAUCCUACCACCGCUUUGGGGCGGAUAUGCUAUUGGACAUGAACGUUCUACUCGUGACUGUCGCCUUUGACCUCUCCCUCUCCAGCUUGCUGAGCCCCAUCCUGUCGGUCAUGGGCGUUGCAGCUAUGAUAUUGUCGAACUCGUUAUCCUCCUCGCCAUUGUCGGAGUCGGGCUCUGCAUCCGAGUCCACCUUUGUCUUGCCGCCGGGUUGCUGUGGUCUUGAUAUUGUCUCGGGACGCUUCUUGUGGUCUGAAUCGUCGGGGUUGGCGAAAGGUUUCGACGCCAGUACUUUCCUGCGGAUUUCCUCCAUGGCAGCGUCCUCUUCUUCACUGUCGUCUGAUAUGUCGAAGGGGUCCUUCUCAGGACUGGCCUCCUUUGGUGCGGGGUCAGGCUUCUUGCCGAGAUAGAUACCAUCUACAGAAUCGUCUGCGUCUUCCUCGUCCUCGCCGCUGCCAUCCUCGUCGUCGUCAUCGUCGUCCUCGUCGUCGUCGCUCGAGCCUGGGAUGGCCCGUCUAUUUACGUUGCCGCUCUUCCACAUGUCGUCGUCGGAACCGCCGUGGCGAUUGUCGGCAUACUCUUUCUCAAGCCUCUCGAUCCACUCCUCCUCGGUUUUCUUGAUGGCCUUCUCGUCCUCACAUUCUGCGUACUUUCUCAAAAGUGAUGCGUUGAUCUUAAGGAAUGCCUCGCCGUAUGAGAAGGGUUCCAGAACCUGGGUGGCCCAGUCAAGGUGGCCACAGAUGGCAAAGGCAGCGGCGAGGGCCUCGGCGCAGUUGAGCCGCCAGGGUUUGCCGUAAUUGACGGUGUUGGCGGCGACCAGGUAGGGCAACAGCCUCUCGCACUUUCCGCCAACCUUGUUCCACUGGAUCUCCUUGGUCCUGGCCCAGGAGCACUCGACGACGGCGGCACCGUAGGUCUCGAGGAGCUCCUUGUCGGCGGGCGACACAACAUGUUUGCCGUUUGGGGUGAUGAUGACACCGUUGAAGCGCUGGCCGAGGUGCAGGCCGCGCAUCAGGCCGACCUUCAUAAGGCGCUUCCCGCUGCAGCGCUUGGGAUCGCAGUGGCCUAGGUCCCAGCAGGCGGCCUUGAAGGGCGGGCGUGAUCGGCCAGUUGACGAGGAGGCGGCGUCGGUGGUGGGGUCGUCGUCGUGCUGAUUCUGGACAUUGUCGCCCUGAUGCGCGUUGCCACCCCCGCGCUUGGGGUGGACGGUGAAGGUCUUCUUGCUUCGAGGGUCUUUCUUGUGGCGGACCAUGGUGAGCGUGGCAGAGGGGUGCGCCAGGUGUGGUUUGUCGUAAAGUUC